Messenger RNA from Chara braunii, 2321 nucleotides. Lineage: Eukaryota; Viridiplantae; Streptophyta; Charophyceae; Charales; Characeae. The record is from the annotation of a GenBank genome assembly.
GAAUGAACACAUUUGCCGCACGCGACACGGCCAAGUUGCAUCUUCGAUUUCCCCCCGCGAGAAUGCGGUAUUCAAUGGAAACGAAGGUGCGAUGGGAACCGCCAAAGCGAUAUUGGAUGCCCUCCCUUGCAAGGACUUGUUUCGAGAAGCUCUUCGCACGUACAUGUCGGAAAACAGAUGCAAUCCACCGCAUGAGGACAUGUUAAUACGCACAAGAACGCAUCUUGCCAUCGCAGCAACCGCCGAUGGAACAACCAGGGGGGCACUUGUGCAAACUGCGAGGGCUUCACCCAACUUCCAUGGGAGAGCGGUGCACAGUGAUGUUGCUGUGAGGGCACAGACAGGAAGUAGAAUGUCACACAUUACGAGGAACAGUAUUGAACGCUCAACGCUGGCAGCAGACAUGACCACGAGGAGAGGGAAACGAUCAAGAACAACACGAAUGCGGUUAACCGAAGAGAAAAAAAAUGUCGGAGAUGACAGCGUGGCAGAGGUCACGAUCGAUAGCAAUCAAGAGGAAACAAUAUCGACGAAGCAGGAGAAUUUAGAACGAAGCAAAAUGGAAACGCAAAAGGUUGACAAGGGAGCGUCGCACACCGAGAAGAGGCCACAAGCCACAACAAGAGAAGGCGAAAAAACAACAAUGAGGACGGCGGCGAAGUGCACAAUAAUGACAAUAGAGGCUAUGUUGGAGAGAUGGGAGCACCUGUCACAGAAGGACUCGUGGUACAACAGAAUGUACUUGGCAGCGACAAGGGAAACAAUUCGGCCAGCGGAUCUCGGACAUGCAGAGUUAAGCGGGAAAACGACACAGGCAAAGAAGGGUGAGAAUGCAUCAAGCUCGUCGGAUGAGUUCAAGGUUGUUGACGAGACGAACAUAUAUCCACUCAUGUGGAAAGGCAAAAGGGAGGAGAUCCGACUGGCGGAGGCAAAUGUGAUGUGCUUGGCCGUUGGGAAGUGGCUUAAUGACAAUGUAAUGGAUAUGUAUUUGUUGUCCAUAUACGAAGAGCAAUUGCAAGGUAAGGACACAGCAGCAGUGCAUGUGUGCACAACUUUUUGGCAUCCGGAGGUGCUCGCAAAUCAGAAAGUCGACACAGUAAAAAGGGGAUGGGAGUUGCGUGUCAAGAGUCGGACGACCAAAAUUCAUCGACUGUGUAAAGACCUGGAGGCUGCACCGCUCGUGCUUAUUCCAAUUAACCACAAGCACCACUGGAUGCUGCUCACAUUGUUGAAUGUAAGGGAGUUUUGGACCGACUGCACAUGCCUUAACGCCAUAAUCGUUGACUCGUGUGACGGGUACGCAACUCCAGAUUGGAGGGCGUUGUGGACAUUAAUGUGGCACGAGUACCUCAACGACAAAAGAAGGGGUCCGGAUGUCGCACGCCAACUGGUGGACAAGUUGUGGAACACUUGCAGAGAUGUGUUUGGUUGUGGACUAAUCCAUGCGAGGUCUUCACAACAAAGUAACACAGAGGAUUGUGGUGUGUAUGUAUGUUGCAUGGCARAAGAGUUGAUAACAAAGUUGGCACAUCGUACAACCGAGAAUGGCAUCUCAAAAGACGACAUACUGAAGAUUGUAGAGAAGAUGCGCAUCGAUGAAAGAACCGUUGGAUACUUUCGUAGGAGAACUCUCGAUCGCAUUGCAGAGUGUGCAGCAGCAGCGAAAGGUUACACGAGCCUUGGAGCAUGUCGGACGAUAGCUCGUGCCAUGAGAGCGACCAUAAAAAAAGACGGUGGCGAACUCCCUUAGACAAGUUCGACAGGCCAUGUCAGCCGGGACGAUCGGGGGGGGGGGGGGGGGGUAGAUCGAUAGCGUCGGUGAGGGGGUUUACUGCAAGGGGGUGAGUUUUCUGAUAACACACUGUGGAUAUACAUGCAAGCGAGAGCAAGACUGUUUCAUUCAUAUCCACCAUCCAUCGUGUGUCGUGGGUGAUCUGCCAACUGAGGCUGCACCGAAGAAUAUUACGUUCAACCUUUGAUGAAAUGACAGAGAGAGAAGAACACUUCCGAGAGAGAGAGAGAGAGAGAGAGAGAGAGAGAGAGAGAGAGAGAGAGCCGCUAGGAGGGGGCAGAGAGAGAAAAACGGAGGACGACUGUAGUUGUAUAUUAUAAAGAAUUUGGCGAAGAAGAUGUACCACAUUACGAAUUUUUGUUUGUUUUUUUGCAUGAAUGUUACAUCUUCUCUUGUCAUCAUAUAAUAUAAGAAACAUCUCUCUCUCUCUCUCUCUCUCUCUCUCUCUUCUUGAACAAUGUUCAGGCUGAUUCACAUUUAAAAGUUGUCUAAACAUUAUGGAGUGUUUGAGUAAAUAGCUCAUAAGUGG